Messenger RNA from Purpureocillium lilacinum, 501 nucleotides. Lineage: Eukaryota; Fungi; Ascomycota; Sordariomycetes; Hypocreales; Ophiocordycipitaceae. The record is from RefSeq and is a predicted model, not a curated record.
AUGUCUGGGCGAGAAGGGGCGUCGAGGACUCGAGGGGGCCAGACCGUCGAAGCGCGCGUAUCAGCGUCCAGAAUUCAGAUCCAAGGCCGGGCCCCCAGAGCCGGCAGUGGGGACAAAAUGCCGUUUCAACUGCCUCCGGCCGGGGCCCCAGACACACCAGACCCGUGGAGCGUGAUGCCAACUGCGGGUCGGCCAUCGGUCAAGCUUGCCCCGAACAUUGAACGCGGAUUGCGUCACCCAAUUCAGCUCACUGGGCACAUGUGCGCUCUCUCCAUCGGGGUCGGUAUCCGAGAAUGUGUAGUCGGCCCGCAAACAGGUGCAUCGUACAUCACGAGGUCGCCGGGGGCCGCCGUGCCAGUUGUCGAGUGCUGCCAGGGCGUCAUCCUGCUGGACCUUCUGCUUCCGCCUCUCUUUAUGCACGCUCAGCGAAGUCCUUGUCUCAUGUUUCGAGCGGGGUGGCGUUUACUUACCGAUGCUAUAGUUCAAGAUGCCCACAAGUGA